Molecule: messenger RNA, 3795 nt
Organism: Dendronephthya gigantea
Lineage: Eukaryota; Metazoa; Cnidaria; Anthozoa; Malacalcyonacea; Nephtheidae
Product: protein FAM193A-like
Exons: 25
Coding region: 205-3201 (998 amino acids)
Source: RefSeq, a predicted model, not a curated record
UUUUAUAUAAGGGUGGAUGGUAUGAAGAUAUCGAUUAUUUCUCGUGUUUUUGUAGUAUUUCUUUGUGAAUUUUUGUUAUUUUCUUCUCAUCUACAACACCUUUAAUAUCUUGCCAAGGUAUUUCAGCAAGCUGACACCAGAUAAGUUCGUUGAACGAGCAUCAAUUAUUGUGCCACAUUGAUAAACUAUCUCUACUGUCCGACGAUGUCUGCAGCUUCAGAAAGUAAACGAAGCAAUAGAAAGGCGAAAAAGAAGCGAUCUGCACAGCAAACGAAGGAAAGUCAGACAUCCAAAGUGAAUGCAACAAGCAAGAAAACUGGACCUUUUGCUAAUGCAGGUUUAGAUGCAAGUAUUGCAUUAUCUCAGGUUGUAAACAAGUCCAGUUUCACCCCAUUUUUGGAUGGUGAAAGGUGCAUUUUAUGUCAUCAAGAGAGGCCGACCAUCACACGAAAAGCAGAGAACCCUAAUGCUGAUAUUUUGCCUGGUACACAACAAUUUGUUGAUAAGUUACCACUAUGGGUGUGUCCAGAAUGUCGUAAGAGAGUUGAAGAAGAUGAACAGAAGACUGGAUUGAAUACACUGAAUAAUGAUAUGCUAUUUCAACCAUUGGAUGGUGUAGCUUUGAACUCAUCUGUGUCUGAAGGCAUUCCUAAUAAAGAUUUAUGUAACUGUCAUAUCUGUUCUGGUAAAAGGCAUUUAGUCCCAGCCAAAACUAAAGAGUUUGGAGAGCUACAGUUUUCAUGGUUUGAAGUGAAACACUUUGUAAGAUGUGUUUACAGAAAAGCUGGUACAACCUUAGCAGAUGAUGAUAAACUAACCAAAACUUCACUGGACAUUGAUAGGAUGAAGAAACAUACUAAGAAAUUGACUUCACGAGAUUCUUAUCAGCUCUAUGAAAGAUUAGAAGCUCAAACAAGGGAGUACUUGACUGAAGUUCGAGUGAGUCUUAUCAAGUUUUUCUCAUCAUCUUUCUCAAACACUCCACAACAUGCGAGAGACUGUGUCAUGACAUUGCUGGAGGAGUAUCAAUCUCUGUGUGUUGCCAUUGAUAUACUCAAACCAUUCUUUCAAAAACUUGAUUCAGACUACUUAAGCUGCUUCAAAUGGUCCUGGGAACUCAUGAACAAAGAGUUAUUUAAAGAAGAGAUAUUUAACGACUCUGUAAUGCGUGUUAAUCUACCUUUGCUGUUUGAGAGAUUAGUCAGAGGAAACUUGACUGGACCAUUGCAUGGAAUUCCUGUAUUAGACAGAACCAACAAUCCUAACGCUGAUGUUAUUGAAAGGUUUCAAGCGUUGACAUGGGAAAUGACCGAGGCAGAUAACUGUUGGUUGGUUGCUGAGCCGCUGAGGGAGAAAUAUGAUGAAGAAAAGAAUUUACAUGAAAGAGAAGAGUAUGAGAACUGGGACGAAUGUUUGAAGGAAACCAAGCAAGAGAAAGACGGAGAAAUCUGCGGUUGUGAACAAAAUCACCUCACGUCACCACAUGAUGCCCAAAGUUCCUUAUUAUCCCUUAAACGUUCCCUAUCAUCCACGUCGUCCUCCAGCUCACACAGUUCCAACCAGUACUGCUCGAGGCAUGCGCAAAAUAGUUCAGGUGAUAGCGAGGAUCUUUCCAAUCCAACCCAACUUCUACCAACAGCGUUGUUUCUUAAUCGUUUGACUAAUUCAAAGUGUGCACCAUGCAUCCGUGAAGCUCUUCAUUCAUUUUGCUUUGAUCAGAACACGCCGUCUACAAAAUGUCAACACGAAGAACAUGGUCUACCUUCUUCACCAAACAGCAAACUAUCAGGUUGCAACAACCACAGCUCUCAUGAUCCCUUCUGGUACAAUCACGAUACGCCUCCCCCGGAAACUGCGUCGUCCAUACAGAGUUUGGUACUUAAUGGUAACUCACCAGGAGGGGGUCACUGCAAGAACCACGCUUGCUGUACCGAAUGGGAUAACGAUGAUGAGAGAGACGAUAAUGGAUAUGAUGAUGAUCAUGAAGGACACGAUGGGUGUCAGGAGCAGCAUAAAGGACCUUUUACACCCAAUAUUAUGAUCCCAGGCAAUGACGUGGAUGUCGAAGCUCCUCCAUCAUCACCCUCGAGUGAUCGUAGCGUGGGAGAUGGUAGUUCUUGUGACACUCCAACUAGUCGAAGCUCUUUAUCUGAAGAUGGCAAAUCAAAUAAUGGAAAAUAUUGUGAUUGUUGUUACUGCGAAUUCUUUGGACAUGGCACUCCACCAGUAGCUCAGACCAGCCACAAUUUUGUUGAAAUAAGAGAAAAGUUAAGAUUACGAUUGAAAGAAAGAGGGAAGAAGCAGACUUCGGAGUUCACAGAUCAUCCGAAAGGCCUCAGUUGUAUCGCCGACACUCGUUCUGUUGAUGAAUUACUCACGUAUAUCAACGGAGAUAAGAAAACACAAGAUGUGACUCAAAAUAUUCCAAUCAAAUCUAGUUCAAAGGCUGCGAAACGACAAAGACAGAAACAAAAAAAGGCAGCGGAAAAGGUGGUUUCGGUGCCUGAGGCAAACGACAAGGGAUGUUUAUUAAACAAGGAUGAAAUCAUUUGCGAGAAACCACCAUUCUGUGAGGAAAAAUGCAAGAAGAGUAACAGACAAAGGCAAGCUGGCAAUAACAAAUCACAAGAAGAUCUAACAGAUAAAGAAAAUGCUAAGAAUCAUGAGAAAUCUUUAACGAACGAUUUGAAACAGAAUACGAAUGCUCAGAGAUACCCUGAGGAUGAGAAACCCGCGGUAGAAAAACAGAGGCCUGAGACUGGGAAUCAUUUGGAUAAACGAAAGAAAGGCAAGGAUAAAAAGAUCCCGAUGAAUAAGUCGGAUGCCGAAGAAAGACGGGUCAUUGUAAAUGGGCAGGAGUCGUGUUCUUACGUGGAACAUACGCGAGGUUCGAGAUUGCCGGUACGUGAGGAAGCUGAACCAAAGCAUUGUGGGGAGGAGGCUGCAGCACAGGAGAGCCAAACACAAAAUCAAGGAAAAAAGACAAAAAAUCGAAAGAAGAAGAAGGGGCAAUAUUUAGAUGAUGUGUUCCUCCCGAAAGAAAACCUUAUGAACGGACAUAAUGUUGAAGUGGAUGAGGCUGAACGAGAAGUCGAAGAAUUCAAACGAUUCUGCGCCAGUGUUGCUCCAGUAACAACGAAGCUCAAAUUACCUGCAAAUGUCAACCUGAAAAACCUCAAUCUGGGUGUGAAGAAAAGCUGACUAUUUCUCUGUUGGACAGCAAUUAAUGCACGAAGACUGUUCGUGUAAUAAAAUAUAUUAAUUGAAGCUGUUUAUUGUUUUACUACAAUACGUAUUUCGUUUUUUCUUCCGCAGAACUCUUCUGAGCUGUCAGAUGACUCAUGACUGGUUGUGGUUUUUCAUAGUUAUCAAUCAGUUCACAUAGUUAUAUUCCUCAACCUAAUAAGGAGAUGAUAAAUGUCAUAACCUGACCAUCUCGGGCUUUCCUACACAUUUAUACCUUUUGUUUUUCUCAGCUCUCGAGCGGGCGAUUACUUCAAACGUUUUAUCAGGCAGUGCAGCUCAACACUGUAGAGAAACCUGUCCAUUGAUUCAUCCCGUGAACAAGUUGGUGACAACUUGAACGGGUUAGUGACAAACAACUUGUUCCAACCUGAUAGUUUUAAGACAUGUUGGAUCAAGCUUGUUAGAAGAACAGCACCGUUGACAGCAAGUUGGGUUCUUUAGUUCCUGUGAUUCUUAUUAAAUUGUCGAUCGCUGUUCGACCUGCCUUCAACAAGGUGGACUAACUGUGGUGAUAGCCGGUCAAAACCUGAUACUUUUUUCAUUCGUGUU